AUGUUUGGUAACGCAUUUCACUUACGUAAUAGGAUCCAUAAAAGGUCCAGUUCCUCUGAUAGACUCGAUCAAGAUGAGUCCAGUGAUGAUGGGGAUAAUGCCCCUAAUAUUGUGGAACAGAAGACCAAGGAUAUUAAGUUAGUGAAGCCGCUAAAGAGGCCAAGAUUGAGCAAUUGCUGCUCACCCACAACACCCAUGGCUAAUAGGUUACAGACAAUGGCGGUUGCUUGGCAUAUUUCCUCAUUUGUGCUGUUUAGCAUUUUCUCCCUGUUGAUUAUUUCCAAUCCAUUCACAUGGAUAGUUGUAAUUCCUUAUCUCAUUUAUUUCUUCAAUGACAGGUCUCCAGCUAAUGGGGAUGUAGUCUACCGAUACUCACCUUGGGUACGUUCUUUAAAGAUUUGGAAAUACUAUUGUGAUUAUUUCCCUAUUGAACUGGUUAAGACGGUUGAUUUGGAACCUACGUUUACACCAUGUAAUGAAGAAGAGGAGAAGGAAAACAAAAAGCUUCAAGAAUAUUAUACUUUACGUCUCUGGCCAUCAGACUACGAGAUAAGAUUGUUCAAGAAGAACACCGUGUAUUCGCACGGCUAUAAGCGCACGGGGCCAAAGUAUAUCUUCGGAUAUCAUCCACAUGGUAUUGGUGCUUUAGGAUCGUUUGGUGCUUUUGCAACAGAAGGACGUGGCUGGUCUAAUAAAUUUCCGGGCAUUCCGGUAUCUCUAUUGACUUUAGUUACACAAUUCCAUAUUCCUUUCUAUCGUGAUUAUCUGCUUUCGGUUGGGAUAUCAUCAGUUUCCAGGAAGAAUGCUUUGAAAGUUCUUGAUAAUAACCAAUCGAUAUGUAUUGUUGUUGGUGGGGCUAGAGAAUCUUUAAUAAGCAUUCCUGGUACAUCUGGAUUAAUUCUAAAUAAAAGGAAGGGGUUUAUUAAGUUAGCUAUUCAAGCCGGUAAUGUUAGUCUUGUCCCAGUGUAUACUUUUGGCGAAAAUGACUGUUAUAAUAUAUUAGCUACAGAUGAGACAUCCAUCAUUAGGAAAUUACAGCUCUGGGUUAAGGAAAAUUUUGGAUUUACUAUACCAAUUUUCUACGCAAGAGGAUUAUUCAACUAUGAUUUUGGGCUAUUGCCAUUCAGAGCACCUUUACAUGUGGUUGUUGGUAGGCCCAUACAUGUCAAAGAACAGCAAGAAAAUCCUGAACAAAGCCUUGUUGACCACUACCAUGAACUGUAUGUGGAAGAAUUAAAAAGAAUAUAUUUAGAAAACAGAGACAGGUAUGGCUAUGGUGCAGCAGACUUUGAAAUAUUGGGAUAA
This is a messenger RNA of Nakaseomyces glabratus, 1305 nucleotides long. RefSeq names its product diacylglycerol O-acyltransferase (gene DGA1). Gene Ontology annotation, biological process: triglyceride biosynthetic process. NCBI's taxonomy places the organism in Eukaryota, Fungi, Ascomycota, Saccharomycetes, Saccharomycetales, Saccharomycetaceae. Gene Ontology annotation, cellular component: endoplasmic reticulum membrane. The record is from RefSeq and is a predicted model, not a curated record. Gene Ontology annotation, molecular function: diacylglycerol O-acyltransferase activity.